Molecule: messenger RNA, 1662 nt
Organism: Apiotrichum porosum
Lineage: Eukaryota; Fungi; Basidiomycota; Tremellomycetes; Trichosporonales; Trichosporonaceae
Exons: 4
Coding region: 1-1662 (553 amino acids)
Biological process (GO): carbohydrate transport; transmembrane transport
Cellular component (GO): membrane
Molecular function (GO): carbohydrate:proton symporter activity
Source: RefSeq, a predicted model, not a curated record
AUGAGCGACCUACACAAGACAGUCAUAGACGACAAGGCGCAGCCGGAAUACUCUCAUGUGGAGGCUGUCGCUGACCCCAACUCUCAAUGGGCCGACCACGACGAGGCCAUCGCUGCCGAGGCGUACCAGCGCAACCUCGGGGUGUGGGCAUCAUUCAAGAUGUAUAAAAAGGCCGUCUUUUGGUCCUUUGUUGCGUCUUCCACCCUUAUCAUGGAAGGAUACGGCACCAUGCUCCUGGGAAGCUUCUACACGCUCCCGGCUUUCCAGAAAAAGUAUGGCGACUAUUACCCAGCCCACGACGGCGGUAUUUGGUCCGUUCCGGCCAACUGGCAAAUGGCCUUCACUGUCGUGACCUCUGUCGGGUCCCUUGUGGGCGUCCUUCUUGGGGCAUGGCAAGUCGAGAGGUGGGGCUACCGCUGGACCCUCAUAUUCCACCUCACAGUCCUCAACGCAUUUAUUGCCAUGGUGACAUUUUCACCCAACCGCAUUGUACUUAUUGUCGGGCAGGCAUGCUGCUCUAUCCCCUGGGGCGUGUUCAGUACACUCAGCACUGCCUUUGCCUCUGAGGUGCUCCCGAUCUCUCUCCGUGGCUUCCUAACGACAUACGUCAACCUGUCCUGGGUCAUUGGCCAGCUCAUCUGCCAGGGCGUUUUGAACGGAUACGCAGUCGUGCACCUGGACGAGACGAACGGAUACCGCGUCCCUUGGUGUAUCCAGUUUAUGUGGCCUGUUCCCAUUAUUGUUGGCAUCUUCUUCUCACCCGAGUCACCAUGGUGGCUCGUCCGUCGAGGCCGCCUUGAGGAAGCUGCGGAGAGUGUCCGUCGCCUGGCAAGCCAGCCCGACGCGACUUACAUCCACAACAACGUCGCCAUGAUGGUCCGUACCAACAACCUCGAAAGGGAGCUUGCCGAGAACAGGGGCUCUUUCGCUUCUUGCUUCAAGGGCACAGACCUCCGUCGCACUGAAAUCUCCACGAUGGCAUAUGGCUGCCAAGUGUUCAGUGGAAUUACGCUUGGCAUAUCUGGAGUUUAUUUCUUUGUGCAAGCUGGUCUGGGUACUUCGGACGCCUUCAAGCUCGUGCUUGGCAUGAUGGCCAUGGGCUUUUGUGGCACCUGCGCGUCAUGGGUCCUCAUUUCAUACUUUGGCCGCCGGUCAAUCUUCCUCACCGGAAUGGUCGGCAUGACCACCGCCCUUCUCGUUGUCGGUAUCCUCGCCUGCGUCUCCGAUAAACACCCCGGUGCUCUCUGGGGAAUUGCGGCCAUGCUGUUCGUUUGGAUGGCCUUCUACCAAUCCACCGUCGGGCCACUCGCGUUCACACUCAUUGGCGAAAUGUCCUCCACCCGCGUGCGAAACAAGACCAUCGGCCUCUCGCGCGGAAUGUACAAUGUUGCGGCACUCGUGUUUGGUAUCCUCAAUCCGUACAUGAUCAACAACACGGCCUGGGGCUGGGCAGGCAAGGCUGGCUUUUUCUAUGGCGGUAUCGCAUUGAUCGCCACCGUGUGGGUCUAUUUCCGCCUGCCCGAGACUCGCGGCCGCUCAUACCGUGAGCUCGACGUCCUGUUUGAGCGCCGCGUCCCGGCUCGCAAGUUUAGCUCGACAACCGUCUCCGAUGAUGCGGACGAGGAGAUUCUCAGGGCCCACGAGGGUGCUGAGAAGCAGUAG